Miniopterus natalensis is the source of this 1512-nucleotide messenger RNA. NCBI's taxonomy places the organism in Eukaryota, Metazoa, Chordata, Mammalia, Chiroptera, Miniopteridae. The record is from RefSeq and is a predicted model, not a curated record.
AUGAGGACCAUCUGGGGGACAGCUGAGCACCUCAUCAGGACAGGGUGGAGAUUCUGGCACUUGGGGCUCUGCAAGGCUCUUGUACCACUGCAGGCGGCCUGGGCUGCCUUCUGUCAGCCUGUCCCAGCCAGCUGUGGCCAGCUGUUAAUCCAGCUCCUCCUGUGUGGUUCUCUAGCUGUUGCUGCUGCAGGUCUGAUCCACCACUGGCUGGUGUCCUCGCUGCUUUAUCCUCUGGAGCCUUCGGCCAUAAUGGCCACUCUCUGUGGCCUCUUGGUCUUCCUGGGCCUGGGCCUGGUGCCUCCGGUUCGCUGCCUGUUUGCACUCAGUGUGCCCACCCUGGGCACAGGACAGGGCCGGCGCCUGCUCCUGUCCUGGAGUACUGCCACCUUGGCUGUCACCGUGGUGCCCAACGUCUUGGCUAACGUGGGUGCAGCUGGACAGGUGCUGAGGUGUGUCACCGAGGGCUCCCUGGAGAGUCUUCUCAACACCACUCACCAGCUACACACAGCAUCCAGGGCUCUGAGUCCCACUGACCGAGGCCUGACACUCCAGGUCCAGGGUAAUGGCUCUGUCUUCCGGCUUCACAUGCUCAAGGUCACUCAGCAGGUCCUGGAGGACUUUUCUGGCCUGGAGUCCCUGGCCCAGGCAGCAGCACUGGGGAUCCAGCGGGUGGUUACAGGGCUCUUUAUGCUGGGCCUCCUGGUAAACUCAGCCUGGUAUCUCCAUUGCUACCUGACCGACCUGCAGUUUGAUAACAUCUAUGCUACAAGGCAGUUGGCUCAGCAGCUGGAAGAGGCCCGGGCCACACACCUGCUGGCCUCCCCACCAGCCUGGCUGCUGAGGGCGGCUUGGCCAAGGUUGUCCCAGGGGGAGCUGCUGAGCUGUCUGCUAAGGCUAGGGCUGCUCACCCUGCUCCUGAUGGCCACAGCUGUGACAGUGGCCACAGACCACGUGGCCUUCCUCCUGGCCCAGGCAGCCGUGGACUGGGCUCAGAAGCUGCCUGCUGUGCCCGUUACGCUCAUGGUCAAGUAUGAUGCUGCGUACAGCGUCCUGGACUUCCUUCCCUUCCUCUUCAACCAGCCGCCCCUGGAGAGACCCUUCCACUCGGCCCGCAAGUCCCUGCAGUGGGAGCUGCGCUUCACGCCCCCCGGCUGCCCGCUGCUGCCCGUGCUCCUGGAGACCUACGCCCGCCGCCUGCGGCACGCCAUCGCCGCCUCCUUCUUCAGGGCCCGGGAGGCACGGCGGGCCCGCCACCUUCACGCGCGGCUCCAGCGGAGACACAACAGGAAUCUCCUAACAGAGAGCCCCGGAGAUGCGGGGAAAGGCCUUCGGAGUCGCACAGGCCUAAGUUGUAACCUUGGCCCUCUGCUGCCUCCCUGUGUGACCUUGGGCCGGUUGCUGCACCUCUCUGAGCCUCAGUCUCUACAGCCGCAUGACAGUGAUGGGAGCUACUUUCCACAAGGGAAGGUGGUGAGGACAGAAUGAAAUACUGGGCAUGGAAGGCCUCCAUAA